AUGCCGGUGACCAGGUCUCAGAAGGAUGUUCCCUUGCGCCCUCCGUCCCGUCCUUUGGACGCGGCGGCUCCAUCGUCAGGGCCAGAAGGGGCCACGUCUGCGACAUCACCAGCUAAGGCACCUUCAUCAGAAGCAACUACUUCUUCCGGAACAACAGCAACGGAGUACACUACCACCACCGAAGCGACUAAGGAGACUGCGACCACGGCGGCAUCAGAGAAGAGCAAGGCCGCGAAGAAGGCGAACAAGAAGACCCCAGAAGAGGCCCUGGGGAAGGGGUUGCCGGGUUCCUCCGCAACUCUGAAACCAAUGGGGGUCGGUCGCCGAGCCAGGUCUACGAAGACGACGAGUUCCUCGGCCAGAAGAAAGGAGCUAGCAGCCAGGGAAGAACUGGCAAGCCUGGAGCUGGAGCAGGCUCAGGCGGCGGCAAGAUUAGCACGCAUCCGCUUGGAGCUGACGCAGUGCGAGGACGAGGACUCCAUGGAAGAAGAUGAAGACCUGGAAGAAGAAAGGACAGCCCACGUCAAGAACUGGAUCGAGACGUCGGUGCUACAUGAAACCACCAAGACAGCGGAUGUGGACCCAGGACAGCGACCAGCAGAAGAUCAGAAGGUGAAGCCAGAAGAAGAGGCUUCUGCAGGAGGUGCUUUCAACGGGAUCCAGGCGCUGACUGCUGCUCUCAAGGAAGCCUUCUCAAGCCGAGAAGGUGCGACGGGGCAGCCGAAGUAUAUCCACGAGUUACCGUACUUCGACGGCAACAGCAGCGAGUGGAUGGCCUUCAAGGUGGUCUACGAGGACACAGCUCACAUGUUCAGCAACGCAUCUGCAGAAGAGGUCAUGCAGGCGUUGAAGAGGAGGUUCGGGAGACCGGAUGCCUUGAUCCUGGCGGAGCUGGAGAAGGUGAAGACCCUGGCGCGGAUAUCGGAAAACCCCAGGGAAAUCUGCGUGUUCGCCAGUCAAGUAAACAACAGCGUGGCGGCCAUCAAGGGACUCAAGAAGCCGCAGUACCUGCACUCACCGGAGAUCGUGAAGUGUAUUGUUGAGAAGCUACCAACAGUACUCAAGUUCCGGUGGUACGACUACACUGCAGCCACGGAUGAUGGUGAGUUUUCGGACUUGAAUCUCAUCAGCAGGUUCCUGAACCAGGAGGCCGACAAGUGUGGAGCCUUCGCCGCGCUGGAAGAAAGAAACAGGAAGAUAGUCAAGCACGCCUCACACGUUACGCGGGACUCGCAGGAGCGGGAGCCCAGGCGAACCGAAAGGAAGUGUCCGAUGUGUGAGGGCGAACAUGCGCUGCUGGAAUGCCGCAAGUUCCAGAAGAGUUCGGUGCAAGACCGAUGGGCGGCCGUGAAGAGGAGCGGGGUAUGUUUCAAGUGCCUACAAGGAAGACAUCGGAAGGAGAUGUGUCGCAAGCCUCCGUGCAAGACCUGCAAGAGGUGGCACCAUCACCUGCUUCAUGCAGAAGCACAAGAAGAGGCCUCAAGUAGCAAGGACGCUACUGAGGCAGCAGCGGUCAUGGCGGCCGUGAACACGGUGAGCAGCACACGAGCCUACCUGAAGAUGGUGCCAGUAGAGGUCUACGGUACCAAGGGCUCCAAAGAGUUCCUGGCCCUCAUGGAUGAGGGGUCGACGGUGACGCUGCUGGAUCAGAAGGUCGCCGAAGAGGUUGGCGCUCAUGGCAGAAGGGAGGAGCUGACGAUCGAGACAGUUGGCGGCAGGCUCAUCCAGAAGAAGGACUCACAGCUGCUGGACCUGGCUGUGAAAGGCGUACACCAAGGGGCCAAGAAGAUCUUGAGAGGAGUCCGGACCAUGGAAGGACUCAAGCUGGCGCCACAGUUCCUAGAAAAGGGAAGAAUUGAGCGCUGCAAGCACCUGACGAAGCUCUCCGACGCCCUAUACUACGAGGGAGAGCGACCGCAACUACUCAUCGGGCAAGACAACUGGGAGCUGAUCGUAUCCCGGGAAGUAAGAAAAGGGAAGCCAGGUGAACCGGUUGCCUCCAGGACAGGACUCGGCUGGGUGUUGCACGGUACCGACAGUGGUGCAAUAAAAAGGGUGCAGUUUAUUAACACUUGCCUUACUGUCAGCUCACCAGAAGAAGAGAUGCACCAGGUCAUCAAGGAUCACUUCGCGAUCGAGGCGCUUGGUGUGCAGCCACGCAGACCCUCAACGGACGCCGAGGGACAGGCCAUCGCCAUCCUAGAGAAGACCUGCAGAAGAUUGGAAGACGGGCGCUUCGAGGCCGGUCUGCUGUGGAGGAACCCAGAAGAAAGGAUGCCAGACAGUUAUACUUCUGCAAAAAACCGUCUGGCCAACAUUGAAAAGAAGAUAGACAAGGACCCUCAGCUGAAGGAGGAAUACGGUCGGCAGAUGGAACAUCUUCUGGACAGCGGGUAUGCAGAAGAGGCUCCAGCGCAACCAGAAGACACCAAGAAGAAAUGGUACCUGCCACACUUCGCCGUCGUGCAUCCUUUGAAGAAGAAGAUUAGGAUCGUGUUCGACGCGGCAGCGAGGUCCGGAGGAAAGAGCCUCAACGAUGCCCUGCUGCCAGGGCCAGACCUGCUGCAGUCACUCUUCGGCGUACUGCUGAGGUUCCGGCAGGGACCCUUGGUGGUUGCAGCAGACAUUAAGGAAAUGUUUCUGCAGGUACGUAUAAGGCCAGAAGAUCGAGACAGCCUGCGUUUCCUGUGGCGAGGAGAUCGACGCGAUGUGUCGCCGAAGGAGUAUAGGAUGACAUCUGUUAUCUUCGGCGCGACUUCGUCUCCGAGCACAGCCAUCUACGUGAAGAACAGAAACGCAGCUGACUUCCAAGAAGAAUAUCCAGAAGCAGCAAGGGCGAUCGAGCUGAACCACUAUAUGGACGACUACCUGCACAGCUUCCACACAGAAGAGGACCUAAGAAGGGUGACAGCACAGGUAGAUUUCAUCCACAAGAAGGCGGGCUUCGAACUCAGGGGAUGGGCGUCCAACCAACCUGAGCUGCUGCACCGAGUCAGGACCGAGAUGACAGAGAAGGUCGAGGUCAACCUCGGGGAGAAGGAAGAGAAGACCCUAGGACUACGCUGGUUCACAGAGAAGGACUCCAUCGGAUUCAGGGCGAACCUUCGGAACACGCCGGAGGAGAUAGCGAGAGGUUUCAAGGUGCCAACGAAAAGGGAAGUUACCAGUGCGGUCAUGUCUACCUUCGACCCGCUGGGACUGGCAUCACCGGUCCUGAUUCAAGGUAAGAAGUUACUGCAGAACAUCUGGCGCAGUGGCAUCGGCUGGGACGAAGAGAUCGCAGACCAGGAUCACGAAACUUGGAAGGUCUACCUGGAGAAGAUGAAGCUCCUGCAGGGCCUUCAGAUCCCGAGAUGUCUGGCUCCACGUAGCACCGAGGGGGAGCUGCACACCUUCACGGAUGCGAGUGAAACGGCGUAUGCAGCUGCAGUCUACUGGCGAGCGCAAGAAAGUGACGGGACCUACCUCGUCAAUCUGGUGGCAGCGAAGGUGAGAGUCACACCGUUGAAACCUGUGUCAGUUCCCAGACUUGAGCUGCAAGCUGCCCUCCUCGGAAGCCGGCUGGCGCACGCUGUAGAAGAGGAAAUGGACCUGAAGGCGAGCAAGAAGACCUUCUGGACGGACUCCAGCAUCGUGCUCUCCUGGAUCAAGACGGACCCGAGGACCUUCAAGACGUUCGUGGCUCACCGACUAGCAGAAAUUGAAGACCUCACCAAGCCACAGGACUGGAGAUGGGUGCCUACGGCGCACAACCCUGCGGACGACGCGACGCGUGACGUGCCGGACAACUUCGACAACAAGCAUCGCUGGUACACCGGGCCUGACUUCCUGCGACAAGAAGAAGCUCAUUGGCCAGCAGCGAGGACCUUCAGGAAGGAGACCACGGGCGAAGAAAAGUCGACGGACGUCGUGACUACAGCGAGCGUCGUCAGCCGGACUCCAAAGCCAGAAAGAUUCUCGUCAUGGAAGAGACUUCAGCGGGCAACGGCGAGGGUGCUGCAAUUCAUUCAACUCUGCCGUCCCAUAGGCCGGGUCAACGCAUGCAAGACCGACCCGACAUGCCGGGUCAUCAAGAAGAAGGCGCCGGGAGUGGGAAGGCGACCGACGUCCUCGAAGGAAGAAAGAAGAUACAUACCCCUCAGUCCGGAGCUGCUGGAGCAGGCCGAGAAGUUGUUGCUGAGGGAGAGUCAAGAGAGAAGCUUCCACGAAGAAAUACGACACUUGCAGAAGGGGAAGCAACUCGAGGGCAACAGCAAGUUGAAACGACUCGACGUGGUAUUAGAUGAAGACCUGCUGCGAGUUAAAGGAAGAAUCGACGCGAUUCAGGGCGUCUCGAGGAAUUUCAUACGGCCCAUCGUGCUCGACAGUAAAGACCUGAUUGGAAGACUUAUCUUGGAAGACUACCACCGUCGCUUCAAUCAUGGGAACCACGCCACGGUGAUGAACGAGGUCCGUCAACGAUAUUGGGUGCUGGGGCUACGCUCAGCAUUGAAGACUGUCCAGCAUCAAUGUCAAUGGUGCAGAGCAAGAAGAGGGAAGCCUGGAGAGCUGCCGACGGGGAACCUGCCCGUCGAACGUCUGACGCACAGUUGUCCACCCUUUACAUGCACUGGCGUCGACUACUUCGGGCCGCUCUCCGUCACGGUGGCAAGACACCACGAGAAGAGAUGGGGCGCUCUGUUCACGUGCCUUACGACGCGAGCGGUGCACAUCGAGCUGGUUCCGUCACUGUCAACCGACAGUAUGAUGUUGGCUCUCCGGAGGUUCGCUGCAAGAAGAGGAAUGCCGAAGACUAUAUACUCGGACAACGGGACCAACUUCGUCGGCGCCAACCGUGAACUUCAGGAGGCGCUGCAGGGAAUGAACAAAGAAGACCUAACUUCUGAAGCCGAGAAGAUCGACAUACAAUGGAAGUUCAUCCCACCUGGCGCGCCAAACAUGGGCGGCGCUUGGGAACGUCUGGUGCGCUCCAUAAAAACCGCACUGGACGCCACUCUACACGAAAGACAUCCACGAGAGGAGGUCCUUCUCACCCUCCUGCUGGAAGCUGAACACACGGUGAAUUCACGACCGCUGACUCACCUCUCCGAGAAUCCCGAGGAGGAAGCGCUCACUCCAAACCACUUCCUCCUUGGACGCUCCUGCGGCACUGCGAGACUCGGCCACUUCGGCGACAACGAGCUGGUGGGACGACACACCUGGAAGGCGACGCAGCGGCUUGCCGAUCACUUUUGGCAACGCUGGCUGCGCGAGUACCUGCCGACCCUGCUGCCAAGGAAGACUCGAGGUGGAACCUCGCCCACCGACCUGAGGGUCGGCGACAUCGUGCUGAUCGUCGACCACACCCUACCAAGGGACACCUGGCCCCGUGGAAGAAUCGUGCAAGUGUAUCCAGGCCCAGAUGGAAGAACCAGGAUCGUCGACGUCGGGACCAGAGGCGGCGUGCUGCGGAGACCCAGUUCGCGAGUGGUGCUGCUGGUGCCGGGAGAAUCGCCGAGCCAGGAGGAUGGUGCGACGCACGAGGGGGAGAAUGUCGGCGACUAA
This is a messenger RNA of Trichoplusia ni (cabbage looper), 5544 nucleotides long. RefSeq lists its product as uncharacterized. The record is from RefSeq and is a predicted model, not a curated record. Gene Ontology annotation, biological process: DNA integration. Bases 1 to 5544 code for a protein of 1847 amino acids. Gene Ontology annotation, molecular function: nucleic acid binding. NCBI's taxonomy places the organism in Eukaryota, Metazoa, Arthropoda, Insecta, Lepidoptera, Noctuidae. The transcript has 2 exons.